Molecule: messenger RNA, 1803 nt
Organism: Daldinia caldariorum
Lineage: Eukaryota; Fungi; Ascomycota; Sordariomycetes; Xylariales; Hypoxylaceae
Exons: 3
Coding region: 381-1547 (388 amino acids)
Biological process (GO): regulation of DNA-templated transcription
Molecular function (GO): zinc ion binding; sequence-specific DNA binding
Source: RefSeq, a predicted model, not a curated record
CCUUUGUCCUCUUCCUCGUUUCGCAUCCACACAGCUAUUGAGACAUCGGAAAGUUCGACUGGACGGUUGCUAUUAGGAUAAUUUGCUACGCACCCGCGAGUGCCCCGGACAGUUUAGAUGUAUGAGUCGCCCUAGCUGAUCAGUUGGAUAUUUUGGGUACCGUUCUUGGUAGCAGUCCCGCUAUGGAAGCGGGUGCAUCUGGCACUAGGCAAAGGUCCGUUAUUAUUUGGAGCCGCUCGCUCUAGUGCGCCCGGUAUCGUUUCGUCGAACGCAAAGUUGAUCAAUAUCUUCAUACCAGUGGUCUUCCCCCCGCCAGCAGACUUGAUACGUAUAGCCAGCGAUUUCCUGAACCAGUAGACCGGCAUCGCGAAGUACCGACGAUGGCAGCUACAGCUUUAAUGAAUCCAGCUCCGGGAUACCAUCACAAGCCUCCAUUCCCGCCCGCCUAUCAUCAACAACCUCCACCACAGAUGCCCGGCAUGAUUUCUCCCGGGGAGAGCAGGAGAACGCCGAAUGAGGUGGAACCUUCCCAACGGCAAUCUCUCCCUUCUAUAUCAGAAGUAUUCUCCGGGGCUAAGCCGAGUCAUUAUUCGCCAACUCCUACAACGUUAACGAGUGGUCAUGGUCUUCCUCCUCCAUUAAGAAACGAGCUGCCACUAGAAUCACGGCCCGUUCCGCCAGCACAUGACGAUAAGUUCUACCGUUAUCCCCCGCGAUCAGAUAUUGGACCGCCUCCAGGCCCUCCUGGUCCUCCAAAUUCAACGUAUGCGUUCCAAGAGCAGCGGGACACUGCCAAGCCUCCGGAAGCGGCAUCAAAUUCUCAUGCAAACCCCUCGCCUCAAAUCCAAUAUCCUCCAGGUCAAUACCCCCUACCUGGAGCGCCAAUCUCUCCGCAUCAUAUUGGCCCUUCUUUGCCGCCUUACGAUCAACCACGCCCACCUCUCCACAGCGAUGAAGAGUACGGGAUGCAUAGAAGCCGCUAUGAUUCUGCUACUCUAAAUCGGCAUUUUGAGUCGUGGAACUACCAGGACUGUUUGAAUAAGAUGCAGCAGUUAGUGUGGACGUCAAGAACGGUCUGCAAUUUCGCUGAGGCGUAUAGUAAGAUUGCCUCAGAGCAGCACGGUGGACAGCCUAUCCCGGAACGCUUGCCUAGUGACCAGGAGGUUUCAAGUAUGCUCGGAAAUGUAGAUUUUAUCAAGCGUUCGCUCGAAAAUCUUCGGGAAAUAGUGCAGCAUAGUCUAGCGACCGAAAAGGCCCGGGAAGGUCGCGGCAAAGGGCCAUAUGAGGGCGACGACGAUAUAAGUAUGUAUGGCGAUGGCAUGAAACAACCUUACGGGCUUAGUGAGGUCAAGAAGCGGCGAGGCCGCGCUGCACCUCCUGGUCGAUGCCAUAGCUGCAAUAGGAUCGAUACGCCAGAAUGGCGACGAGGACCAGACGGUGCAAGGACGUUGUGCAACGCUUGUGGACUUCACUACGCAAAACUCGAAAGAAAACGCCAGAUGGAGCAACGGUCUAUUCGACCAAAGACCGUGGAAGAGCGUGUCUAAGUUUCGAGGUCUAGGUUUUAUAUCCAAAUAAUUCGAAGACGCGGUAUUGCAAUAAUCCCUUGUUUUAAGCCUUCCGGGGACAGAGCAAAGGUUAUAUAUAUACGCAGUCUUCACUCUGGAAUUACUCCCAGGCAAUAAUUUCGUCGACAUCUGCGUUCUCGAUCUCCCGAGAUUUAUCGUAUACGCCGCCAGCAAAUAUCCAGCAAAUAUCGCAUUUGUACCUACUCUGGAACAUCAUAUAACGUGUUAAUUAUUA